Molecule: messenger RNA, 3966 nt
Organism: Callorhinus ursinus (northern fur seal)
Lineage: Eukaryota; Metazoa; Chordata; Mammalia; Carnivora; Otariidae
Source: RefSeq, a predicted model, not a curated record
ACGAAGGCAGACGCUUAACCAACUGAGCCACCCAGGAUCCCCCAUACUAUUAACUCGUAUAGGAAGGUCUUUGUUGUAUAUAGUAUGAGGUAGGAGUCCAACCUCAUUCUUUUGCAUGUGGAUAUCCAGUUGUCCCAGCACCAUUUAUGAAUACUGGUUGUUUUCUAAUGUUGUUUGUUUGAUUUUUUUCUCUUUUAAUGGGAAUCCUGGCUAGGAAUGAUGAGAAGGAAAUGAGGUCUCUGCUUUAACAACAGAGACACAGGUAAUGACACAUGUACCUCUUACACACCAGGUACUAUUUUGGUGCUAGUGUCCCCAGUUCACCUCUCUUUUCCAGGAGCAGAAACAGAAGCCUGUGUACAGUCUCCUUAUGGAGGCAUUAAAUGCUAGCCUCAGAAGCCACCACCUUCAGGUGGCAGAGACGUCUUUAAACAGUCAUUUUAUGUUCUGCAUCCUCUUUUCUACAGGAGAUUUGGCAGGUCGUGCAGAACUACUGGGGAAAACCUCUCUAAGGAUCUGGAAUGUGACCCGGACAGACUCAGCCCUUUAUCGCUGUGAGGUGGUUGCUCGAAAUGACCGCAAAGAAAUUGAUGAGAUUGUCAUUGAGUUAACUGUGCAAGUGAAGCCGGUACCUCCUGUGUGCAGAGUGCCAAAGGCUGUACCGGUCGGCAAGACGGCCACGCUGCACUGCCAGGAGAGCGAGGGCUACCCCCGGCCGCACUACAGCUGGUACCGCAAUGACGUGCCACUGCCCACCGACUCCAGGGCCAAUCCCAGAUUCCGAAACUCCUCUUUUCUCUUAAACUCUGAAACAGGCACUCUGGUUUUCAAUGCUGUUCACAAGGAAGACUCUGGGCAGUAUUACUGCAUCGCUUCCAAUGAUGCAGGCUCAGCCAGAUGUGAGGAGCAGGAGAUGGAAGUCUGUGAGUUACUUUUUGAAAAUAUUUCAUCUGAAGACUGGCAAGUGGAUAGAACACUUUUAAUAUUAGACCACCAUCAGUUUAGACAACUGGUCAGCUUUCUUCUGGAGAUGACUGGAUUCACCAAAACUCACUCGGAUGACCUGAACAUCGGUGGCAUUAUUGGGGGGAUCCUGGUGGUCCUUGCUGUUCUGGCCCUGAUCACCGUGGGCAUCUGCUGCGCGUACAGACGGGGUUACUUCAUCAAUAAUAAACAGAAUGGUGAAAGUUACAAGAGUCCGGGGAAGACAGAUGGAGUGAACUAUAUCAGGACAGAUGAGGAGGGCGACUUCAGACACAAGUCAUCAUUUGUGAUCUGAAAUCUGAUGGUGUGGCUGAGGGAGCACAUGCAAAUACCUCUACCAGAAACUCCUAUCAAGAGCAAACCGGGAGCCAAGUGCACUUGGACAGAGCUAGACACUUACGCAAAAGCUUUUUGUUUUGGCCAAAGUUGACCGCUACUCCUUUCUUACUUUUUAACCAGCCACAUGAAUAAAAGAAUUAUCCUCGAGAUGGGCAUAGUCAUCACAAGGAGGAAAAAAAAACAAAACUGCAUUUCACUGAGGCUGAUUCCCAGUCUGUUUCUGGCCUGGCUCCUGCCUGAGUGUUAGGGUGAUCGGGAAGCUCUUGGCCACAGAGGCUGGGCUGGGCACUGUGGGCCAGUGAAGCCAGUUUAUUCACCACUCAUCUACGUCAGCCAGCGUGAGUCCUGUGUGUGGGGCCACCAGGCAGCCAUGCAGCACUGGUAACGCAGGGCUUGGGAGCACGACGCACUGCGACACCCUGCAGUUGCAGAGUUUGAACCAGGAAACCCAGAAAAGAGGUGUUUUAUGCGAUGAUCUUGUUUCACAGCUGCCCGCAGCCAGCACUGCAGAUUCUCCUUGAAGGUUCUGUUCAUCAGUAUUUUAGUGUCCAUCUUGGAAAAUCUGUUUGGAUCAGAAUUUUAUGAAAACAGCCCAAAUCAGGAAGGUAAAUUGCUUGUUGGAAGAAGGCGUCUUCUUACCUAUAGGAACCCUGCUUGCCCAUGGGGGGUGGGGGGGGUCAGUAUUUACAUAAAACCUUCAUCUUAGGCGAAAUCUGAAAUGGUACUGAAAUAAUGUUCUGCUUUUCUAUGGGUGUUUAUUUUAUAAAAUUUUACAUUCUAAAUUUUUGCUAAAGAUGUAUUUUGGUUAUUGAAAAGAAAAUUUCUAUUUAAAUUGUAAAUAUGUUGUCAUACAGUGUUAAAUACCUAUUUUUUUAAAAAUUUUCAAUUUAAGGUAGGAGUUCCAAGCUACUAGUGUUAAAUUGGAAAAUGCCAAUAAUUAAAGAGUAUUUUAACCCCAAAAAUCCUCUCAAGGAAGCUUACUGGAACAUUCCUUUUUUUCCACCUAAGUUAGCAUUUUUCACAAGAGAAUUUACAUUGUCUAUACAUCCCAUCAUUGUUACUUAGGAAACCUUUAAAAAAAAAAAUCCAGUUGAAUAAUGUCAAAAUCUAUUUGCAACUCUCCAAAAGAAACAUAAGGAGCUCUAAGGGUUAGCUUUGAAUGGCCUCUUCCUAGAUUACUCCGACUACCUGUGCCCAGAGACCACCCAGAAGUGCUUGGAUGUCCCUGUGAAACCACGUUCGCAACUCCCGGGCUUGAGUCCUGUGCCCCACUCGAAGGCCAUAUUGGCUACUAACUUCGAAGGCUAGCCAGCAUGUGCACUGCCAUCUUUAUUGGCCUGACAGAGGCUUUGUGUGCUGAUGAGCUUUAUAGCGUUGGACUUACUACUUUCUAGUAGUAAGGUGGACACUUCAAGAAGGGUGGGUGUCUUCCCUGUGGUAUCCCAGCCUUCAGCUCCCCGGCGACAGAGCUCUUUCUCGUUGUGGAUGGCUCAUGAAACAAAGUAGCUAUUGUUUGGCUUUAAAAUUCAUUUUACUUAUUUGUGUAGUUCAUCAGACUGUCCAGGGCCAAAGGCAGUUCUGAAAACUACAAUCAUGUUUUUUAAGAAAAUGAAUUCCACUUUUCCUCUUCUCCAUGAAGAAAGCACGGAGACACCGCAGGUUGUGUCUCACUUCACAAUAAACCUAAAUUAUGUGGUGGCGGCGAGGCCAGCCCUUUGAAGAACGUCAGGUAGUGCAGCCGGGGUGGAAAGCCUGAUGGCAAGGAAAGCGAAAUGCCUGAAUCAAGGGCCGUUUUCUGAUUUUGAUUUUAAAGUCUUUAUCUACCCAAGACACUGCUGCUCACUGGGUGUGGGACAUUAGAAACAUCAUUCAAGAGCCUUUGUUCUUCAAGAGCAGAUGUUCUUCGCCUCAGAUACAUUGCUGUGUUAAACUCAUGAUGUGAAGCGGUUUGAAGAGGGAGCUUCUCAGAGGAGGGCCUCCAGUUCCACUGUGUGCUUCAAGGAUGGUUUUUAUGUAGAAGGAUGUAGUCAUCUUGGGAUUAAACUUCCAGCGUCUUAAUUUUUUAUACUUUGAGCGUUUUUUUUAAUUGAAUACUUGAGACUUAUGUUGACUUUUCUUUUUUAAGUUCUGUGAAUACUCUGCCACAGGCUGUUUGGCAGAAGCAGUGGGCAACUCUUCAUAAUUGCUUAAUGGUACCCAUCUUCUUUUGCGUUUGUGUUUUGAAUGCUUAGACUUAAGAUAUCCCUUCAUCUUCACCCCCGCUUGGUAGAAAGGGGUAGUGUCCCCGUUCUCUAAUUGUUGGGGAGCAACGCCCUAGCUGCCAUCUUGGUUGUCCUAGUGAUAGGACAGCCCCGACUCCCUUCUCAUGACCGUACCACCACCUAGCCUCGUGCCAUGUGAACUGGGGCUGACAGAGAGAAGUGAGUAUGGAGGCUGGGAAGUUGGUGCCUGAUACUGUAAAGAUGUAGACGGAAAAGGACCAUUCAUGUGUCUUUAAGAUGUGAAUGCGACUGAAGACUCGAAGCCUCUACAAGGCCAUUGCGGCCUCUAGCGUAGCUGUGCUGUACAUAGACAUUGCAGACUUGUACUAACACACCUGCAAGUUGGUAUUUGUUAAACCUCAUUUAUAAAAGCUUUUAAAAA